This is a messenger RNA of Neoarius graeffei (lesser salmon catfish), 10863 nucleotides long. RefSeq names its product protein unc-80 homolog. The transcript is spliced from 66 exons. Gene Ontology annotation, molecular function: monoatomic cation channel activity. Gene Ontology annotation, cellular component: cation channel complex; axon. NCBI's taxonomy places the organism in Eukaryota, Metazoa, Chordata, Actinopteri, Siluriformes, Ariidae. The record is from RefSeq and is a predicted model, not a curated record. Gene Ontology annotation, biological process: monoatomic cation homeostasis. The coding region runs from base 203 to 10309 and encodes 3368 amino acids.
CUGUACUGCGUCUUUAAGCGGUAGAUGGGUUACUGACUGGAUAUCAUAACUGGAUAUAGCUUCCCUGAAAAGACGGCCGUGUUCAGAACCCGUUAUAAAUUUUCACCUCCGGCUAUUUUCAGAGACGUAGACAGUAUCAUCUUCAUGUCCCUGUGCAAGAUGCAUUUGAGCUGACUGUUUGUGUCCGUCAAUCUCGGUGAAAAUGGUGAAGAGGAAGAGCCUGGAUGACAGCGACCAGGAGAAUUGCGGAGGAAUACCGUUUCCCAUCCAGACCUUCCUGUGGAGACAGACCAGCGCGUUUUUGAGACCGAAGUUAGGGAAGCAGUAUGAAGCAUCCUGCGUGUCUUUUGAGCGGGUGCUGGUGGAGAAUAAGCUUCAUGGGCUUUCUCCGGCUCUCACUGAGGCCAUCCAGAGCAUCAUGCGCUGGGAGCUGGUCCAGGCUGCACUGCCUCAUGUACUCCACUGCACUGCCAUCCUCCUCUCCAACCGCAACAAGCUAGGGCACCAGGAUAAACUUGGUGUAGCUGAGACCAAGCUGCUCCACACUCUUCACUGGAUGCUGCUGGAGGCAGCUCAGGAGUGCCACCAGGACCAGGGACAUGGACUGUCUGGGAGAGGCAGCAGUGGCAGUAGCAGUGCCUUCUUCCAGCCUCUGAAUAACCAAAGCCAUCGGGAACACAAUGGCAGUACUCCAGAAGAAAGCGAGUAUGCUCGAGCCAGACUUUACCACAAGAACAUGGCCACUGUAGAGCUGUUCGUUUUUCUCUUUGCUCCUCUUGUCAACCGCAUUAAGGAGUCUGAUCUUACAUUCCGAUUGGCUAGUGGCCUUGUCAUUUGGCAGCCAAUGUGGGAGCAUCGUCAGCCUGAUGUGCCUGCCUUCUCUGCCUUCAUCAAGUCCAUGCGCAACAUUGUUACUGCAAAGAGGAACUCUUUGGUAAAUAACUCAUGCAGUCUUUGUGCUCCCAGCAACCCUUGCCCCACAGUGGUGUGUGAAUCUGCUCAGUCUGAUUCCUCCUCCCAUUCAGUGAAGAGCCAGAGCUGUCGCCAUGGCAACUUAGUGGAGAGAGGAGGCACCUCACAGCAGCAACGUGAUCGAGACCUCACACAGAAGAAGGUGCGCGCUUGCAUUAAUGAGGAACAGAAACCAAACAUGAAGAAUCAGAAGCACUUUAUUGCCAGGUUGUCAGCACCUGGAGCUAUUUCUGUGUGCCAGCGAGCACGCUAUGCCACCUACUUUGAUGUGGCUGUGCUACGUUGCUUGCUUCAGCCACACUGGACAGAGGAGGGUGUGCACUGGGCACUUAUCUUCUACCUGCAGCGGCUCAGACAGAUUCUGCAAGAGAAGCCUGAACGCCCACCGGAACCCCCCACAGCACCCCUACCUCGACCACGGAGCAGCUCCAUGGUGGCUGCAACUCCAUCUCUGGUCAACACACAUAAAACACAGGACAUGACCCUGAAGUGUAAUGAGGAGGGGAGGUCUCUGAGCUCAGAGACCUUCACCAAAAUCUCUAUUACCAACCUCAGAAGACAAGCCAUCCCAGACCUCUCUACAGACAUGAGCAUGAACAUUUUCAAAAAGUUUAAGAACCGCAGGGAAGACCGGGAGAGAAAGGGCUCCAUUCCUUUCCAUCAUACAGGGAAGAAGAGACAACGACGUAUGGGGGUGCCUUUCCUCAUGCAUGAGGACCACUUGGAUGUGUCACCUACACGUAGCACCUUCUCAUUUGGGAGCUUCUCUGGAUUGGGCGAUGACCGACGGCCCCUGGAGCGAGGUGGCUGGCCCUCCAGUAUCAUGGGUAACAUCACUUGGAAGUUGACUCGUCGUGGCAGCACAGAAACAGCAGGGGAUAUGGACAGUCUUGGGGUAAAGCACUCUCAUUCCCACCACAACCUGCCUGACCACUCCAACAGCCACAGUGAUAAUACCAUCAAAGAGGGUGUCCGUUCCCAGAUUUCUACUAUCACUAUGGCCACCUUUAACACAACAGUGGCCUCUUUUAACGUGGGCUACACUGAUUUCUUCACGGAGCACAUAAAGAAGCUCUGCAAUCCCAACCCUAUCCCAGAGAUGCCCUGUGAACCACUGGCUUGCUCCAACCUGCCACGCAGCCUCACUGACUCCUGUAUCAACUACUCCUGUCUCGAAGAAAGAGACAACAUUGAGGGAACCAACAACUUUAUCCUGAAGAAUGGCAUGCUGGAUCUCUCAGCUGUCCUCAGGGCUGUGUAUGCCGUCCUCACUCAUGACAUUAGCUCACGGAUCUGUGACGUGGCCCUCAACAUUAUUGAGUGUCUCUUGCAACUGGGCGUUGUACCCAGCAUGUCCAAGAAGGUUGUCAAACCAGAGGACAAGGUGAAAGAGGCAGACCAUUCUAAAGAUGGAACCAAUCAAAGUGUAGGUGGGGCUCAUGGGGGUGUGGCUGGUGGCACAGGGGCUGUUCCAAAUGGAGGGAAUGGAGAUGGCGACGGAGGAGGUGGAGGUGGAGAAAGUGGAAGUGGAAGUAAAAAUGAUAUUAAAAACAACAAGGGCAAUAAGGAGGAGGACUCUGCCCUUAGCACCCACAGAUUAGCUCUAACUAUGCUUAUUAAAAUUGUGAAAUCUCUUGGCUGUGCCUAUGGCUGUGGGGAAGGCCAUCGCGGGCUCUCUGGAGACCGUCUGCGCAUUCAGGCUCAGAACUGCCUGACCAAUCUGUACAAGCUAGAUAAAGUGCAGUUCCGGCAGACCAUGAAAGAGUACGUCAACAAGGAUUCUCUCAACAACAUAGUGGACUUUCUGCAUGCUCUUCUUGGCUUCUGUAUGGAGCCCAUCACUGACAAAUACGGCAGUGCAGGUGAGAGGUCCAGGAGGGCGAAUAAGCGAAACUUCGACAAGGCUGGCUUUGGAAACAAUUUUGCUACAGGAGGGGAUAAAUCUCUUGCUCAGAGCAUGGAGGCCGUGGUUGUGGGCUGCAUGUUCAAAUCCCUUAUAACCAGAUGUGCAUCCACUACACAUGAGCUGCACAGUCCUGAAAAUUUGGGCCUGUACUGUGACAUUCGACAACUGGUUCAAUUUAUCAAAGAAUCACACGGUAAUGUAUUUCGCCGUGUGGCACUAAGUGCCCUAUUGGACAGUGCAGAAAAACUGAAUGCCACAAAGAAAACCGAGGACAAAGAGGAGACCAAGCCAACUGCACAAAAAAGUGAGGAGCAGAUACCUGGAGCUCUAUUAGGAAGGAAGGACUUCUGGAGGAAGAUGUUCAAGUCUCAGAGUGCUGCUAGUGACACCAGCAGCCAAUCAGAACAGGACACAUCAGAGUGUACUACUGCCCACUCGGGCACCACCAUGGACCGCCGCUCCCGCUCCCGCUCCCGACGCAUCUCACUGCGCAAGAAACUAAAACUUCCUAUAGCAUGCCGUAGGACUGUACGCCUUCCAUUCACUCUCUCCAUCCUACGCAACUGGCUGAAACGUUCAUCGCUGUCAGGCCUGGCUGAUGGUGUGGAGGACCUCUUGGACAUCAGCUCAGUGGAUAGACUUUCCUUCAUUAGGCAGAGCUCCAAGGUGAAAUUCACCAGCGCCGUCAAGCUGUCAGAAGGAAGUGCCACAGAAUACGGCCGGGAGGAGGAGGAGAACUUCUUCAAGAGGCUCGGUAAAUGGCGGUCUGGUCGGCGGAACCCAUCCAAGCUUCACCACACAGAGGAGAAAGAUGGAUGCCAUGGAUUCCCAGAGCGCAUGGCUUCAAACCAGGAGGCAAUGAAGAAUAAGAACAUAGUAAAUCUAGGUGCCAUCAGACAGGGCAUGAAAAGGUUUCAGUUCCUCCUGAACUGCUGUGAGCCAGGAACCAUCCCAGAUGCCUCUAUCCUGGCUGCUGCACUGGACCUGGAAGCUCCAGUGGUGGCGAGGGCCUCUUUGUUCCUGGAGUGUGCUCGUUUUGUGCAUCGCUGUAACCGUGGUAAUUGGCCAGAAUGGAUGAAAGGUCACCAUGUCAACAUCACCAAGCGAGGUCUUUCACGAGGACGCUCACCUGUGGCUGGGAACAAGAGAAACAAUAAGCUGCAGUGGAAUGCAGCUAAGUAUUUCUACCAGUGGGGUGAUGCGAUUGGCACUCGUCUGAGUGAGCUAUGUCACUCAGAUAGCGAGAGUCCAGCAAACAUCCUGGGCUUUAUUUAUGACGAGGAGAGCAAACGGAGAGCGAGGAAAGAGGAUGAAGAGGAAGACUUCCUGGAUGACAGUACUGUAAACCCCACCAAAUGCAGCUGUCCCUUUGCUCUUAAGAUGUCUGCUUGUCAGCUGCUUUUAGAGAUCACUACCUUCCUGAGAGAGACUUUUCCCUGCCUUCCACGCCCACGCACAGAGCCCCUAGUGGAUUUAGAAAGUUACCGGCUGCGUCUGGACCCAGAGCUGGGUCGCCAUCGCUAUGAGAGGAAGAUCAGCUUUGCUGGAAUAUUAGAUGAUGAGGAUGGCCAUGAUUCCCUGAACAGCAGCAGUCACACUUUGAAGUCUGACACAGCAUGUGAUGAAAAGAAAUCAUCUCAAGAACCCCUGGCUCCCACCAGGAAGAUCCGCAUUGGAGGUUCUAGACUGCUGCAGAUUAAAGGGGCAAGGAGUUUCAAGGUGAAGAAAGGUGGUUCUCUGUCCUCUAUCCGCAGAGCUGGCAGUCUAAAAAGCACCAAGAUGUCUCGGCAGGACUCUGAGUCUGAGAAUGAUGCAGAGUCUGAUCGUCUGCUGUCUCAGAGCAGAGACACGGUCACUGAUAUUGGGAGCCCCUGGAGUGCUAGUGAGCCCAGCAUUGAGCCAGAAGGUCCCGGAUGUACCAGCGGAGUGGACGACUACCACCGCAACAUGUCAUGGCUACAUAUCAUGAUCCUGUUGUGCAACCAGCAAAGUUUUAUCUGCACCCAUGUGGACUAUUGCCACCCUCGCUGCUACCAACGCCACAGCCGCUCCUGUGCUCGCCUUGUCCGUGCCAUCAAGCUGCUUUAUGGAGAGACUGUUGAUAGCUUGAGAGAGAACAAUUCCAGCAGUAAUGUUAGCACCCGUGCCAAGAAGAGCAAAGAGUGCUUGGACAAGUCAUGUCUGCGGACUCCAUCUAUGAAGAGACGUCCAACUGACAGCAAUGCAGAGGGGAAGAAAGACACAGGGAUGCUGAAGUACAUUCGCACACAGGUAAUGAGUCUGUCACCAGCACCUCUGUCCCUGCUUAUAAAAGCAGCUCCCAUCCUGACAGAGGAUAUGUAUGGAGACAUCCAGCCAGCUGCGUGGGAGCUGCUGCUCAGCGUUGAUGAGCACAUGGCUGCUGCUGCAGCGGCAAUGUUUCUGCUGUGUGCAGUAAAGGUUCCUGAUGCUGUAACUGAAAUGAUGAUGGCUGAGUUUCAGCACCAGGAAGCAAGUCAAAGGAUUAACUCAGUACUUAAGUUCUGCACUGUCUGGAGGUUCCGCUACCAGGUGUGGCCUCGCAUGGAAGAGGGAGCACAACAGAUCUUUAAGAUUCCACCACCCAGCAUUAAUUUCACUCUGCCGUCUCCUAUUUUGGGCAUGCCCUGUGUACCCAUGUUUGAUCCGCCGUGGGUGCCAAUGAACACUGGAACUGUUCCAGAUGCAAUCAGUGAAGAUCAGUCUAAAUCAUUCUCAGCUCGGGCUGUGUCACGCUCUCACCAGCGUGCUGAGCACAUACUAAAGAACAUGCAGCAGGAAGACGAAAAGAGGAGACUGGGGCGUGAGGCCAGCAUCAUCACAGCCAUCCCCAUUGCUCAGGAGGCCUGCUAUGAGCCUACUUGCAGCCCACCACCUGAACAGGAGGAAGAGGAAGAUGUGGUAAAUCUGGCAUCUCGUCGUCUCUCUGUGAGUCCCUCCUGUGCCUCCAGCAACUCACACAGGAACUACUCGUUUCGCCGCGGCUCGGUGUGGUCAGUGCGCUCAGCAGUCAGUGCUGAAGAUGAUGAAAACACUACAGAACACACACCAACACAUCACAUGUUGCAGCCACCUCAGGCUGUGUUCCCAGCAUGCAUCUGUGCUGCAGUAUUACCCAUAGUGCACCUAAUGGAAGAUGGAGACAUUCGAGAGGAUGGUGUUGCAGUUAGUGCCGUGGCUCAGCAGGUGCUGUGGAACUGUCUGAUUGAAGACCCAGCUCUCGUUCUCCGCCAUUUUCUAGAGAAACUAACAGUUAGUAACAGACAGGAUGAGUUGAUGUAUAUGCUAAGGAAGCUUCUCCUCAACAUCGGGGAUCUUCCUGCACAAACUUCACACAUCCUCUUCAACUACCUGGUGGGUUUAAUCAUGUAUUUUGUUCGGACACCAUGCGAGUGGGGAAUGGAUGCUAUCUCAGCUACACUGACCUUUCUGUGGGAAGUGGUGGGCUAUGUGGAGGGCCUCUUCUUUAAAGACCUUAAACAGACCAUGAAGAAAGAGCAGUGUGAGGUGAAACUGCUGGUCACUGCCUCUAUGCCAGGAACAAAGACUCUGGUGGUUCAUGGGCAGAAUGAGUGUGAUAUUCCUACACAGUUACCAGUACAUGAGGAUACGCAGUUUGAAGCCUUGCUCAAGGAGUGUCUUGAGUUUUUCAAUAUACCAGAGGCUCGUUCAGCCAACUACUUCCUUAUGGACAAGCGUUGGAAUCUCAUCCACUAUGCCAAGACAUAUGUGCGAGACAUCUACCCUUUCAGGAGAUCAGUGUCCCCUCAGCUCAACCUGGUCUACAUGGAACCAGAAAAAGGGCAGGAGCUCAUUCAGAAACAGGUGUUCUCCAGGAAGCUGGAGGAAGUGGGCCGAGUUCUUUUCCUCAUUUCGCUCACCCAGCGCAUGCCUGCAAUGCACAAACAGUCCCACGUCUCCUUACUUCAGGAAGACUUACUGCGUCUGCCCUCAUUUCCUCGCACAGCUAUAGAUGCCGAGUUCACUCUCUUCAAUGAACCUCUGGGGAAAGAACUCUUUGGCAUGGACACUUUGCACAAGGUUUUGUGGAUCAAGCUGUUGGAGGAGAUGUUUCUGGGCAUGCCUAGUGAGUACCCCUGGGGCGAUGAGAUCAUGCUCUUUCUGAACGUGUUUAACGGAGCCCUACUGCUCCACCCUGAAGACAGUGCCCUCCUCAGGCAGUACACUGCCACAGCCAUCAACACUGCUGUACACUUCAACCAUCUCUUCUCCCUGAGUGGCUACCAGUGGAUUCUUCCCACAAUGCUUCAGACAUAUGCUGAUUAUGAAAGUAACCCAUUGCUGCGUCGAGGCAUUGAGUUCUGCUGCCGACAGUUUUACAUACUCCACCGCAAACCGUUUGUCCUGCAGCUGUUUGCCAGUGUGGCCCCACUGCUGGAGUUCACUACCUGCACCAGUACUGGACUAUCUAAAGGUGUGUCUGCACAGUGCCUGUUUGACCUGCUGGUGUCCCUGGAAGGAGAAACAGCAGACAGCCUGGAUGCUUUGGAGCUGGUAAAAGCUGAGAAACCACUACGUUCUCUGGAUUUUUGUUAUGGAAAUGAGGACCUAGUCUUCUCCAUCAGUGAAUCCAUCAAGCUGUGUGUAACUGUGGUGGCCUAUGCUCCUGAAUCCUUCCGAAGUCUACAGAUGCUGAUGGUUCUAGAGGCACUAGUUCCUUGUUAUUUGCAGAAGCUGAAGAGUAACAGUCAGGCCUUGGAGUCAGCAUCUGUAGCCAGAGAUGAGAUUGCAGCCAUAGCCGCACUGGCCACCUCUCUGCAGGCUUUGCUCUAUAGUGUGGAGGCCCUAACAAGACCUAUGACUGCACCUCAGAUGAGUCGCUGCGAUCAGGGCCAUAAAGGAGGAACUGCUGCCAACCACACACUGUCUGGAGGACCAAAUACCAGAGAUAACCUCCACCUGCUGGAGGAGGGUCAGGGCAUGCCCCGAGAGGAGCUGGAUGAGCGUAUUGCCCGCGAGGAGUUCCGGAGGCCUCGAGAGUCCCUCCUCAACAUCUGCACUGAGUUCUACAAACACUGUGGCCCACGACUAAAGAUCCUGCAGAAUGUGGCUGGAGAACCCAGAGUCACUGCUUUAGAACUUCUGGAUAUAAAGUCUCAUAUGAGGCUGGCAGAGAUUGCACAUUCGCUCCUGAAGCUGGCACCAUAUGACACUCUGACCAUGGAGAGCCGUGGCCUACGCCGCUACAUCACUGAAAUGCUGCCCAUCACCGACUGGUCAUCAGAAGCAGUGCGGCCGGCUCUCAUCCUCAUUCUUAAGCGCCUGGACCGCAUGUUCAACAAGAUCCACAAGAUGCCCACGCUCAGGUGCGCCCGCCCACAGGCUCUGUACUCCAGACGACAAGUGGAAUGGGAAGCAGCCAGCAGUCUGAUUGAAGGGAUUUGUCUGACUCUUCAUCGCCAGCCGAUAAUUUCCUUUCUCCCCCACCUGCGCUCUCUCAUCAAUGUCUGUGUCAACCUGGUGAUGGGUGUGGUUGGACCUUCCAGUGUAGCAGAUGGUCUGCCGUUGCUGCACUUAAGUCCUUACCUCUCCCCUCCUCUCCCAUUCAGCACAGCUGUGGUUCGCUUAGUGGCCAUGCAGAUACAAGCUUUGAAGGAUGACUUCCCACUCAGUCAGGUGAUCUCACCCUUUACCAAUCAGGAGAGACGAGAGGGCAUGCUCCUUAAUCUUCUGAUUCCAUUUGUGCUGACUGUUGGCUCAGGAAGCAAAGACAGUCCUCAGAUUGAGCAGGCGGAGGUCUUCCUGCUCCUGCAGACGGUCAUCAAUAUCCUGCUGCCUCCACGCAUCAUCAGCACAUCUCGAAGUAAAAAUUUUGUUUUGGACGCAUCGCCAGCACACUGCUCCACCCCCGGAGACACGGUCAAGGACCUGCGCCGAGAGGGACUGGCCGAGUCUACCAGCCAAGCCGCUUAUUUAGCUCUGAAGGUGGUGCUGGUGUGCUUUGAGAGGCAGCUGGGUAAUCAGUGGUACAGACUGAGUCUUCAGGUGAAGGAGAUGGCACUGCGCAAAGUGGGUGGUCUUGCUUUCUGGGAUUUCAUCGACUUCAUAGUGCGCACUCGCAUCCCCAUCUUCGUGCUCCUGCGCCCCUUCGUACAGUGCAAGCUGCUAACCCAGCCGGCAGAGUCUCAGGAGGAGAUUACAGCCCGGCAUCACAUUGCUGACCAGCUGGAGAGGCGCUUCAUCCCACGCUCACUUUGCAAGAGCUCACUGUUCGCUGAGUUCAACAAUGAGCUCAAGAUCCUGAAGGAGGCCGUGCACAGUGGCUCAGCAUACCAAGGAAAGACAUCCAUCAGUACAGUGGGCACUUCCACAUCAGCCUACCGGCUGAGCCUGGCCACUAUGUCUCGCUCAAACACAGGCACAGGGACAGUGUGGGAACAGGACAGCCAGCCUUCCCGCCAGCCCUCACAGGACACACUUAGCCGCACUGAUGAGGAGGAAGAGGAGGAAAAUUAUUCCAUAAGCAUUCCCAGUGUGGUAAGUGAGCAUGACGCUUUCUUACCCAGCUUAAUUACACAGCGCCGUUUUUCCAGCCAUGCCACAGGCUCUGCCUCCACACAGCCUGAGUCGGGUCGAAGCACCAUGCUGCCCAGUCACAGUGAACCCAAUGUGCUAGAUGAGUCCCAGGGGCUGCUGGAGGAGGGUACCCUGUCACGAGUUGCAAGUGUCCAAAGUGAGCCAGGUCAUCACAACCUCUUACUUCAGCCACCACUUGGUCGAAAAAGAGGUCUGAGGCAGCUUCGUCGACCACUGCUGUCCAUUCCACGGAUGCAGGAUGAAUGUCGUGGACGGCAGGGAGCCAGACUCUCAACCACUCGUAGGAGCAUUCAGCCCAAGAACAAAGCAGUUGAUAGAGCAUAUAGUGACCAGAAGAGGUCAGUCACCUUCACUGAAUCCCAAGAGGCUUCUGGAAAGUCUCUUUGUUCUACACCCACAGCCAGCACUGCUUUGCUGGGAGUGACUGGAACCAGAAGACCUAGCCACUCACCCACAACUACUGCUCCAUCUGAGACUCCAUCACCGUCCAUCAGAGCAGAGCAGCACAUCCCAGCACACCCACAGGCCUCACCUGUUUCUGACAGUAAAGAAAAGCAAGACAAGGGUAGUACAAGAAGUAGCCUUUCCCCUACACCAUCCUCCACUCCAGCCUCCAGGUCAUGCUCUCCUCUCCCUUCCUCUUUCCCGAUGUUGAGCGUUCCUGUUUGUCUGAGCCCGGCUCAGAUCCGCGAGAGUCCGGAAAACGAGGAAACAUCAGGGCUUUUGGAAAACACAGACACUUCACUCCACAUGGCUGAGGAGCAUGGCACAGAGAACCCUCUCCUCACACCUCAUUCUCUGUCCCCUCUGCCUCUGUCUCCUGUAGAUCUGGACUUGGAUGAGUCUCAUGUCUAAAUGCCUAAAAUCCUUUAAAAAGCUUAUCCAAAUACAUUUGGAUUAUUCAGCAUUUGGUUUUUCAAAUACCACCAUACAUUUGACACUGUCGAUUCAUUGUGCAUUAGUAACCAAUAAUAACCUAUAACUGCUUUACAACUGCAAUUUUACGAAAAAAAAAGAGUAAAAUCUGUUUGCUAUGUAGAUUACGAAAGUGUACCAAAUAUAAAGUUAGAUUAGUUGUUGUAUUCAAAAUUUAAAUUAUAUACCAGGGCGAUUCAAUUAAAAUUGUGGUCUGGAUAAGUAGCUAACACAGCUAAAUAAUGACAGCAGUUACUUUUAAUGCUUAAACAUUAAUGAUUGUUUUAUUUACAGCUAUAAAAUAAAGCAGUUACGUUUGUGUGUGUAACUGUGGAUCAUGUUACCCCGUUUGGAUUUGCUGGAUUAUUUAUAAUGACCUGUACUAGAGAAGCUAAAGUCAGUUUCUGCAGUGCCGCUGGUUUUUCAAAUGCCACCAUACAUUUGACACUGUCCAUUCAUUGUGCAUUAGUAACCAAUAAAAACCUAUAACUGCU